AACUGCAACAAUCGUUGUGGCAUGCAGUAAGAGGUUCCGCGUCGAAGCAGCACCACAUAGCCAGUAACCAGUAACAGCCAGUAGCACCUAGCCACCUGGAGCAGUGACAAAACCCGAAACGGAUAUAGCCGAAAUAAGCCACCCGAAAAUGCAGUCCAGUUGUGUGUUAGUGGUCCUCGUGGCCCUGGCUGCCCUGGUGGCCGCUCGUCCAGAGCCGCCUCGUGACUCGUACAGUGCGCCCCCCUCCAGCAGCUACCAGCCAAGUGGACCCAGCGGAGGCUACGGCGCCCCUGCGCCACAGUACGGACCCCCGCAGCAGGCGCCGGUGAUCCACAAGCACGUCUACGUCCAUGUCCCUCCACCAGAGCCGGAAUACCAGGCACCCAGGAAACCCCUUUACGUGCCACCUCCGCAGAAGCACUACAAGAUCGUGUUCAUCAAGGCGCCAUCCCCACCUGCACCGACCGCCCCUGUAAUCCCGCAGUUCCCACAGAACGAGGAGAAGACUCUGGUGUACGUGCUAGUCAAGAAGCCGGAGGAGCAGCCGGAGAUCAUUAUCCCAACGCCAGCUCCCACCCAACCCAGCAAGCCGGAGGUGUACUUCAUCCGCUACAAGACCCAGAAGGAGGAGACCGGACCCUAUCCCAACAGUGUGGCGCCUCCAGCGCCCGAGUACGGAGCUCCAGCUGCCCCGCCCGCACCCUCAGCUCCCAGCAGCUCGUAUGGGGCACCAUCCCACUAGGCGAUCCAGUCCAACCCGAAUACCGAUUUGCUUAUCUCAACCCAACUCAUGGCAAACUGCAUAUCUUAUGUGUAUUGUAUUAUUUUCUGUUUCAAGGACCUUAACGCGUGACAAAGUUUACCAAGCAACGAAUCUCCCCCAUCCCCUCUCCAUAACCCAGCUCAUGGGGGUAUUACUCCUAUAGAUGAGUAAUUCUUACCUCUGAUGUUGUUUCUACCUGAUGUACGAGAAGUAUGUUUUCCAUCUAGGCUGUUUGUUUCAAAUUGUUUGUUUAGUCUUAAGUCUAGGUCUUUAAGCGAACGAUGCGUUAUACACUCACACAAAACACUCGAAACACUCACUGCGAGCUAGCCUUAGUUAUCGAUAGAGAUAUCGAUCUUGAUACCGAUUAACGAUAUAUACGUGGUACACGAUUUUCAUCACAAACGCAUUUUCAAGUAGGCAAUUUAUUCCAAUUUCAUAUUGCACUUUUCGUACACGAUUUGUCAUGAAAUAGAUAUGUGCGAAGCACUCGAAAGGCAACAAAAAAAUGAAGAUUAAAAUACUCAAGUAUAUAAUGUUAAAAAACACAAAACAUCAAUGGCUAAAUAAAAGUUUAACGAAUUAUCUGUA
Molecule: messenger RNA, 1354 nt
Organism: Drosophila simulans
Lineage: Eukaryota; Metazoa; Arthropoda; Insecta; Diptera; Drosophilidae
Gene: TwdlE
Product: extensin
Exons: 3
Coding region: 149-742 (197 amino acids)
Source: RefSeq, a predicted model, not a curated record